AAAAAAAAAAAAAAAAUUUACCAGCCCACCUCCACCCAAAAAAAAAAUCCCAUCCAACCCAACCCAACCCACUUGCAAAAGUUCCCCAAAAUCAGUAGAGUCCCCAUCCAACCCACCUGCAAACCUGCAAAACUCCUCUCUUAGGCAAGUCCCAUCCCCAAAUCUCCGGACAAGCAACGGUGCAACACACAGGCCUGCUCUUGGUCUAAUCCUUCCAUCAAAUCUCUCUCUAGACUCUAGUCUCUAUAGGGAUGGUGGUGCUGAACCCAAUGCAGAGAUUGAAGUCUUCGGGUGUUGUUGCGGGGUUUAUAGCAAAAGAUGAGGACAAUGACUGUGUGGUUUUGGAUGGUGAUCCUGAUAAACCAGUGGCAAUAGAAAACGAUUCAGGGGCUGAUUCAGAUGAUUUGCUCGGUCUGCGUGGGGGCGUGAAGCGAGAGAAAAUUUUCACUAACAAGGUACAACUUUCGCUUUACGUUCUUCAUUACAUCUCAUUUCUUUGCCUUCUGGGUUCUAUUGUUAUUGUGUGUGUCGGAUUUUGCUUUUUGGGUAGCCAUAAUAUUGAGCAUUCAUUGAUCUGUAUGGUUCACUGUUCAAUAUAUUACAUGGGCUUUGUCUAA
Messenger RNA from Ilex paraguariensis (yerba mate), 617 nucleotides. NCBI's taxonomy places the organism in Eukaryota, Viridiplantae, Streptophyta, Magnoliopsida, Aquifoliales, Aquifoliaceae. The record is from the annotation of a GenBank genome assembly.